Molecule: messenger RNA, 2316 nt
Organism: Komagataella phaffii GS115
Lineage: Eukaryota; Fungi; Ascomycota; Pichiomycetes; Pichiales; Pichiaceae
Product: Golgi-localized RING-finger ubiquitin ligase (E3), involved in ubiquitinating and sorting membrane p
Exons: 1
Coding region: 1-2316 (771 amino acids)
Source: RefSeq, a predicted model, not a curated record
AUGAAUGUUGACAGGGCUCAGAUAAUAUUUUUUCUGAUCCUCUUCUUCCUAUUACUAGGUCCAAAUGGGGGUAAUGAUUUAUCCAAUGAGAACAGGAAUAAAGUUAUUUCUUUCAAGCAAUUUAAGGAAGAUAUUCAGCAUUCGAACGAGGUACUUCGCAAUAGCACAUGGGAAGAGGGUUACGGAGAUCUAGCAGGAUUUUCAGUAUCUUAUCAAGAUGCAUUGGACGGUUUGAAUCGUUCGUCUCCCAUCAACGAUAAUUUUACAGAAGAUCAAAAGUAUUCUAUUCUACCUAACGAGAUCAGUGAACUUGCCAUGGAUAUCUGGAGUGCGGAAGAGGGCACAAAAAAAAUUCGGUCGGGCUCUUUUCCGCUAAAUGUCUCUGGUACGCUACGAGGCCAAUUCCAUAAUUCCAACAAAUCAUUCACUCGUAUACCCAUGGUGUUACCUCCAUUUUACAACUAUAGCCACCCUUUACAAGUGAUGGUACAACCAACAACAGAAUUCGAUGAUCCAACCCCUACACCAAUAGAGGAAAAAGAGUCUGACAUAAAUGGAAAUAUCACCGACUUUGAGGGCGAUCUGAUGAUAAGAAUAGGCUCGUUAGAUGAGUACACUUCAAUUAAUGAGUAUUGCAAGGAUACUACAGUUAUGUCACUAGAGGUCGAGGCAAAUGAUUUUGACGAAUUGCAUCAGCAUAAACUGAAUCUGAUUGGUCUUUACCACCAGAAUUCUGGAAAUUUGGUCGCUACCACUCGUACUGGAAAGUUUGAUGGAGUGCAUGCAUUACCCCACCUCACUCUUUAUCAAGAAUUGUUCAAUCAGAGUAAGAAUGCAAUGAUUCAAAGGACAAAUAAAACCCACUUAGAAGAUUUAGAAAUAUCAACUAUGGAUUAUUUCAGAGAAACCUCGGAUAACUGUGAGCAUGUCAUGUAUUUGCAUUUUGAGAGUACUGGUCUCUCUAAAGAUGAACUACGUCAAAUUGACGAUGAAUUAUUUACCCCAAUUGGAAGACCUCAUAAGAAAAUACCCCCAGUGAAGGUAACAUCUGGUUUGUUGUAUUCUCCUGAUUGUGGUAUAUCUAUAAAUUUUGAUGAAAUUGUUGGGCCAAGAAAGGAAGUACAAGAACAAAGAUUGCGAAAUGUCAUUCUAUCCGGUAUAGUGAUUCUCUUUGUCCAAAUCUUCUUUUCCGUUCAACAAAUGAGUGCCACAACGACACCAUCUACCAUAUCGAGAAUCUCUUUCUCCACACUUGCUAUUUUGAAUCUCAUUGAUGGAUCAUUAAGCAUAUUAUACGCACUCUGUUCUGUGGUUUAUGAAAGAUUAUACCUACCGAUUACAGUGAGUGCGUUUCUCUCGUUUACCCUGGCAAGUGUCUUUGAAAUGAGGUAUAUGAUAUCGAUUUAUCUAUCUCAAAUGAACGAAAGAAAUGUUAGCAUGAGAACAGCGUUACAAGGAACACCGGUUGAUAACAUCAACGAAACUCAACCACUAGUUGACAACAAUGAGACAAUUCUACCCACGACCCAGGCACCAACAACGACCCCACAGCAACAAAACCUUAGGCCUACUAUCCUAGAAGAUGAGCAAACUGUCAGUGGUCAAAUUUACACUAGGUUUUUCUUUUUCUUGAUCGCAUUUACAUUUUUGAUUCUUAACGCCAUUCUUUGGCCAAGAAAAUCCAGGCUGAUCUUUGAGUAUAUUACAGUUUUUGCUUUGAGUUCGUUUUGGGUACCCCAAGUUUACAGGAAUGUUUAUAGAGGGACCAGAAAAUCAUUUAAUUGGGGCUUUGUUAUUGGAACAUCUAUCCUAAGAGUUCUUCCUGUUGGUUAUGUGUGUCUUUACAAGCAUAAUGUGUUUUAUCAUCACUAUGAUCCAAUCUUUUUCAUUGUCAUUGUAUCAUGGUUGGGUUUACAAAUCCUCGUUCUCCAGUUGCAAGAAUUCCUGGGACCAAGAUUCUUUGUUCCAGAUAAGAUGCUACCUGCUGCCUAUGAUUAUCAUCCUGUUCUGACUGAAUCUGAUCUUGAAAAUGGGUUUGGCGCAUCUGAAGAGGAGGGACAUCAUGUCACACAUGAGGAUGGCCAUUGUGUUGUAGAUUGUGCUAUCUGCAUGAGUGAGCUUAAAGUCCCUGUUGUAUCUAGAAAGGGUCUAGGAAAUGAAGAAUCCACCGAGCAUUCAAAUAUUCCAGGAAUUUUAUCCAGAAGAGUAUACAUGGUUACACCAUGUAGGCAUUUAUUCCACUCCGAGUGUCUUGAAUCAUGGAUGCAAUACAAACUUCAAUGCCCUGUUUGCAGAAAUCCUUUACCCCCACUAUGA